AUGGUAAAAAAAGCAAAAUACUAUUCGGUUAUUUUAGAUUGCACGCCAGACGUUUCGCACAAAAAACAAAUGAGCAUAAUUUUAAGAUCAGUGACAUGUACUUCUAGAGUAGGUAUUAAAAUUUCCGAAAAUUCCUUUCGAUAUCUCACAGUAAAUGAUACCACUGGAAAAGGGCUUUUGGAUGCCUUUUUAAACCAGGCAAAAAAAUGGGAUCUAAAUAUUCUUGAUUGUCGAGGCCAAUCUUAUGAUAAUGGUGCUAACAUGAAAAGAAAACUUAAAGGUGUUCAAGCCAGGCUUCUAGAAAUGAACCCAAAGGCUAUAUAUGUUCCAUGUGCAAAUCAUUCACUGAAUCUUGUUAUUGUUGAUGGUGCACUGUCAUCUAUCAGUGCAAUAUCUUUUUUUGGAGUUCUUACAAGAUUGUAUACCCUCUUUUCAUCGUCUCCUCCUCGAUGGGAAAUUUUAAAAUCGUGUGUGGAAAUUUCUGUCAAACCACAAUCAGAUACAAGAUGGGAAAGUAAAAUAAACUGUGUUAAACCACUUCGCUAUUAUCUGAAAGAAAUUUUAGAGGCACUCGACAGAUUGGAAAAACAUGCCUUUGAAAAGAAAGAUAGGGCAACAGCCUCAGAAGUACGAUCUCUGAUUGAAUAUAUUAGGACAUGGCCUUUCUUAUUAUCAAUCAUUAUUUGGUAUGACGUUUUAUUUCAAAUCAACAAAUCAAGUAAGCUUCUUCAGUCUUCUACAACCUCUCUUGACAUAUUGGCUAGUGAAAUAAAAGCAACAAAUACAUUUCUUUAUGAGUAUCGUGAGACUGGAUUUACUGACGCACAUAUUAAAGCACAAGAAAUUGCAGAAGAAUUGGGCAUUGAAAAGGUUUUUCCAACAGUGCGCUUACGGAAAAAAAAAAAAAUGUAUUCAUACGAGUGUGCUGAUGAAACUCGGCAACCUGAGCAUCAGUAUAAAGCAGAUUUCUUUUUGUCACUCAUUGACAUGUCAAUUGCAUCAGUAAAGGAGCGUUUUGAACAGGUCAGUAUCUUCACAAAUCUUUUUGACUUUUUUUACCGGUCUGAGAGUCUUAUCAAAGCCUGUAAUGAAAAUUCUCUUACUGUAUUUUGCACAAAUUUGCAAACGAAGCUCGGUGAUAUAGAUUCUGAGGAUUUGGAAAUGGAGUUGAAACGAUUUGUCAUAGUUGUACAAGAGGACAAAAAUACAAACCUGAAAUCUGCAUAUGACUUCCUUAACUACGUCUACAAAGAAGAGCUGCAGUCAACAAUGGUCGAUGAACGUUUGUCUUCCCUAGCAAUGCUGUCAAUCGAGAACGAGAUGGCAAGGAAAUUAAGUUAUGAAGGCUUAAUAAAUAAGUUUGCAAUCACUUUGGAUGAUUUUAAGAAGGAAACAGAAGUUAUAUUUAAAAACCAAGAAAAAACAAUAAUUACUAUCGUUAGUGCGAACACAAAAAUACUCUACGAAAGAUUGGAUAAAUUUGAGACAAAUAUCAUUGCAAAUGCAAAUAAGAUAAAAAAAAUUGAAAAAGAGCUUGAAGAGAUAAAGGAAAGUUUAAACUUCAACGAACACGUAAUCGAUAAAAAGAUUGAAAAUAACAACAAAAGUUUAUUAAACAAAAUCGAUAACAAACAAUUAGAGAAAAAGAAAUCUUGGGAAGAAACCGAAGAAAAUGUUCUUUCAUUUUUUCUACAAAAGCUAGGUUUAAAGGACAUUAAAAUUGAACGUGCACAUCGUACUGGGCAAAAAAAAGUUGAACUUCCUAGGGUAAUAGUUUUUAAAACUUCAAAAAUACAGAGACUAAGCUAA
Messenger RNA from Hydra vulgaris (swiftwater hydra), 1809 nucleotides. Its product is annotated as zinc finger MYM-type protein 1-like. The record is from RefSeq and is a predicted model, not a curated record. NCBI's taxonomy places the organism in Eukaryota, Metazoa, Cnidaria, Hydrozoa, Anthoathecata, Hydridae.